AUGGAGCUGAGCUUCAUCACUUCAUUGACAAAAUGCAAAAACUUGGUUUUUUUAGCCCUGGGCCCAAAUCCGUUAAAUGGGCUUCUUCCAGCUUCCGCUGGGAAUCUCUCUGCUACUCUACAGAAGUUGUAUAUAGGAACUAGUGGAAUCAAGGGCACCAUACCAAGUCAAACUGGCAACUUGACCAAUUUGAUAGUGCUUGAUCUACAGUCGAAUCAGUUGACCGGAGGCAUCCCAGCAGCAUUCAAAGAUCUACAAAAGCUGCAAGGUUUGGCUGUGGGAGAUAAUAAUCUUAACGGCACCUUAGAUAACCUUUGCAAUUUGCAUAGCUUGACUUUAAUAGAUCUGACCACAAACCAGUUUUCCGGGUCCAUACCAGAAUGCUUUCGCAAUAUGACCUCUCUUCGGGAUCUUACACUAGGAAACAACUUUUUAGUCUCUGCCAUACCUAAUAGUUUUUGGAACCUCAAAGAUCUCUUGCAGUUGAACUUAUCCUCAAACUCCCUUAAUGGUUCCUUGCCUCUCGAAGUUGGAAAAUUGAAAGUUAUUACUGUUGGGAAAAUCGGGUAUUUUCCCACUCAAAAUUACAACUAG
Messenger RNA from Coffea arabica (coffee), 594 nucleotides. NCBI's taxonomy places the organism in Eukaryota, Viridiplantae, Streptophyta, Magnoliopsida, Gentianales, Rubiaceae. The record is from RefSeq and is a predicted model, not a curated record.